Molecule: messenger RNA, 1524 nt
Organism: Mesorhabditis spiculigera
Lineage: Eukaryota; Metazoa; Nematoda; Chromadorea; Rhabditida; Rhabditidae
Source: the annotation of a GenBank genome assembly
AUGGGCCAGGCGGUUGUCGCGAACUUCAGACGCAUCGCCUGGAAGCUGCCGGUGCAGCUGAUCACGCAGAAACUGCUCGUCGAGGAGCUCGCAAAAGUGCUAGCCGAAGAUCUUGGCGAAGCCGACACCCCUGAACGCGCCGCUGUACGUCAGCAAGGCGCCGAGCGUUACGGAAAAUUUUUGGAGAAGCUAGAGGAGCUCCGAGCAGAAAACCAACUCCGAACAGACCAGAGCCCAUGGCUAUUUUGGUAUUACGAAAUCGAUGCCUUGUCGAAUCUCAUGCUGCCCACCUGGAUCAAGGCUCAAUACCCUGCCCACGAGCUGCCCAAGAAGCUCCGCAUCUCCCACAACAAGUAUUUUGAGCAGCUGGACAAGCUGGUCGGCGAGUACCCGGAGGAGGCGGUCGAAGCGGUGAUUGCCCAGCUGGUGCUCAACCGGAUUCACGAGAUUGGCGAGAAGUACGAGGAGAUCUACAAGAAAUGGAUGUCAAGGAAGACCGACAAGAAAAAGUAUUGCGCCGGAAAGAUGGUAGCUGAACAUCCCCGAUGGACCGACGCGCUGUCAUUGGAGCGCAUCUACAAGAAGCGCGACUUGGACAGCAUACCGAAGCUGAUGGACAAGGUGCGCGUGGCGUUCCGUGAGAUCAUCCACGAAAGUCCGUGGGCCGAUCCGCCCACCCAAGAGGUGGCCAUCGAAAAGAUCAACAACAUCUCGAUGCACGUGGGGUAUGCGCACGUCAUGUGGCCCAGGAGCAGGGUGGAGCAGUACUACGAGGGGUAUACCCCGGCCGACGCACCCGACUGGGCCACGUUUCGCGAAAAGCGCAAGCGGUGGACCGGCUUCAAGCAAUUCAAUGAUUCACUCGCCUCGACAAAUGCCGUCGUGAACGCCUUGAACACCUACGAUAAAAUUCGGAUCCUGUGGGGAAUCCUGGCCCCGCCCCUCUACUCGUCCACCGACGCCCUGGAGAUGAUCUACGGCGGCGUCGGGUUCACCAUCGGCCACGAGCUCGGGCACACCAUCGACCCGAAUAGUAUCGACCGUUCGCCUCCGGUGCUCAUCGGCGCCGAGGACGCCGAGCAGUUCGAGGAACAAGUCGAAUGCAUCCAACACCAAUAUGGCAAUCAGACGCUCCCGCUGAACACCCUAGACGACGUCUUCAGACAACCCGGAGACCUGACCCAUGGGGAGACGGUGGCUGACAAUGUCGGGUUGAGGUCGAGCUUUAGGGCCUACCGCAAGGAGCGCCAGCGCGUUUACGGCAAAAAGGAGAAGAGGCUCCCCGGACUCGAAAGCUACACCCCUGACCAGCUCUACUUUAUCGCUGCAGCCAUGUUCUGGUGUGGCGAGGCCAGCGAUGAUCGUCUAGUCGGCGCCCUCGAAAAUGUGCACCCGCCCGGCGUUUUUCGUGUCAAUGAGAUGAUGAAAAACUCGAACGAAUUUGCUCGCGCCUACAAGUGCCCGCUGAACUCGCCGAUGAACCCGGCGAAGAAGUGCCGCGUGUGGCGUCACAAGAAGAGACAC